Messenger RNA from Alosa alosa (allis shad), 1436 nucleotides. RefSeq names its product potassium voltage-gated channel subfamily C member 1-like. The transcript has 3 exons. NCBI's taxonomy places the organism in Eukaryota, Metazoa, Chordata, Actinopteri, Clupeiformes, Clupeidae. The record is from RefSeq and is a predicted model, not a curated record. Gene Ontology annotation, cellular component: axon; dendrite membrane; voltage-gated potassium channel complex. Gene Ontology annotation, biological process: protein homooligomerization; potassium ion transmembrane transport. Gene Ontology annotation, molecular function: delayed rectifier potassium channel activity; protein binding. The coding region runs from base 78 to 1436 and encodes 452 amino acids.
UUUCGCAUAGACAGUAAGGUUUUUUUUCGGCAUCAUUCGAAGGCAAUAAAACUGCCUCCAGGAUUUCAUCAUAAAAGAUGUUCAGUGCUUCCAGCCCACAUGCUCACCCAAUGCAAGUUGGACCUGCAGGCUCUGAAGCAGAGAGGGUUGUAAUUAAUGUUGGUGGCCUGCGACAUGAAACUGACAAGAGCACCCUCAUGUCCAUCCCGGGCACACGCCUCACCAACCUAGCCUCUGACUCACAGAAACAUUCGACCUCUGAGUUUUUCUUCGACCGGGACCCGGGAGCGUUCGCCCCCAUCUUAAACUACUACCGCACCGGGAAACUGCACUGCCCGGCAGAUGUGUGCGGUAAAUCGUUUGAAGCGGAGCUUUCCUUCUGGGGAGUCAGCGAAACCGACGUGGAGCCGUGUUGCUGGAAAAACUUCCGACAGCAUCAGGAUGAAGAGGAGGCGCUGGCUCAGUUCGAGCCGGAUGAGGGAUCCCCAGACUACAGCACCCAGGAGGGGGGACCGGGGAGAAUGCAGACAGCUUGCAUGCCAAAAAUGUGGGCCCUCUUUGAUGAUCCCCAUUCAUCUGUAGCAGCCAUGAUCAUCUGCAUUCUCUCUCUGCUCUUCAUCCUUAUUUCCAUUAUUUGUUUCUGUGUGGGGACCCAUAGCCACUCCGAACAGUGGACACUGGACAUUGAAGAUGGAAAUGAAACCUAUGUGGAUGCUUAUGAUAUUUUUCUGUACAUGCAUCCUAUCCGUGCUUUGGGUAUAAUAGAGCUUAUCUGCAUCAUCUGGUUCACCGUUGAGUUCUUGAUUCGCAUCAUCAGCUGCCCAAACAGGCUUAAGUUUGUCCUGAAUGUCCUGAACAUCACUGACUCUCUGGCCAUCCUGCCCUUCUACGUGGAGCUGUGUUUAGGCUGGUCGGUCCAUGAGCUGGCGUUGAGGUUCCUGAGGUGUGUGCCCAUGGUGGCGCGCGUCCUCCGACUCCUGCGGAUCUUUAAGUUGAUGCGGCACGUGACUGGCGUUCGGGCACUGGGCCACUCGCUGCGUGCCAGCGCCUAUGAGCUCUUCCUCCUGGGCGUGGCUCUCUCCGUAGUUGUCCUCGCAUUCUCCACCCUGGUCUAUUUCGCAGAGAAGGAUGAAGCAGACUCUCUCUUUGACAUUUCUUCGGCUUUAUGGUGGGCCGUGGUUACCAUGACGACCGUGGGGUACGGAGACAUGUGUCCACGCACGUGGCCUGGUAGGGCAGUUGCCAGUCUGUGCGCCGUGACAGGAGUCCUCUUCAUCACCAUGCCCGUCCCUAUCCUCGUCAACAAGUUUGCCAAGUACUACGCUCUGACAGAGGCCAGGCAAAGACAACAGACCAAGAGGAGGAGGGGUGAUGAGCAGUCUGCGGGGGCCAGUGCCCCUGUCUGGAGGGGCGUGGACAACCUCCACAGACAGUGA